UCCGCCUCCGCAAUGCGCUUUGACGCAGCCUGACAAACUACCGAUCGACAGUUCGUGGGAUAGACAAGCUAAGUGCUGGGAAAAAAUAAAGUCCUGUAUUACGAGUGGGCUUCGAUGGGCCGGAAGUACUGCAAGGUGGCUUGGUGACGCUGCGUCUUGGAAUCCCAACUGGGAGGAGGCUUUGAAAAAGUUUAAUCAGCUACAUGUUUUGAGAAUUGCUGAAGGGUGCGCGCUAGGAGUAUCUGUAGGCCCAACCUACUUGCUCGAUCUGGAGCACCUGCUGGCAUGGCCUGACAAGACUGGUUUCGAGAGGCGAGGCCGCAAGAUAUACACUUUAAAGUGCGAGGCAGUCACUGACUCUGAUCUAACUACCCGGUUAUGGGUUCGAUCAGUUCGGACUCAUUGGGGCUGUCCGAUCUCAGAUGGCUCUAUCAAAAGCACGAUAACGGGACCAAGAUCACCAAGCUGUCAGUAUCAUAGCGAGGACGAAUAUACCGCAACUACGACGGUCCUACCUAGCUUUCAAGGUUUUAUGCAAUUUUCUUGUAGCUGGCAAGCACCACAAGUGGCGACGUUGUUGUGGUGUUUUCCUAUUGGCAGCCUUGUCCUGAUGGUAUAUCUGCGGGUCUAGGUGAUGAUUCGAUUAAUUUCACAACGCGACUUGAGCCAGCUUUAAUCAAAUCUAUCAGUUGGGCGUAUAGUUAUGCAAUCCUAAGUUUAUAUCCCAUGUAGUAACGACACUCUCUGCGCAAAGACGCGAAUAUCAAUUUAGCGUCUUGUUAUUCUUCAGAGAUUCUACUCUUAGGCGUCUCGACUCCCUCCCUCGUCAAUUUUCAAACUCAUAGUUAGCAUUUUGCUGUUCUUCGGAGUUUUGUCCUUAGAAAUCGCGUGUUUAGUUAGAAACGACGUUAGUGGUGUACAUCAUCUCAACCUACUCCUACUACACACCACUGCUUUACUAUAACCAUCUCUACAAUUUCAAAGCCCAGCAUAUUGUAACUAUACAGUUCAAUUAGCAAAGAAUUUGGUACCUAUAUAUGAAGGCGCUUAGCCU
Molecule: messenger RNA, 1054 nt
Organism: Dothidotthia symphoricarpi CBS 119687
Lineage: Eukaryota; Fungi; Ascomycota; Dothideomycetes; Pleosporales; Dothidotthiaceae
Exons: 1
Source: RefSeq, a predicted model, not a curated record